CCGCCGCCCCCGCCGCCCCCUCCUCCUCCUCACCACCACCACCAUCGUCUCCGUCCCCCUCGCCGCCUACACCUACAGCACCUACAGCGACUGGCUGACCCUCGGGCGCGGCGGCGUGCCCCACAACUUCCUCGGGUGGCUCGCGCAAGCCUCCCUGCACGCCGUCUCGCGCAGCGACACCCGCGCACCGCUCCCCCGCCCCUACGCCUCCGUGUCCGAGCUCGCGGCCCUGUACGGGCCCGAGGGCGCCUCCACCUUCCUCCCCGCCGCGUCGUUCCCGGAGAGGAAGGGGGGCGAGAGGGAGAGGCCGGUGGUGCCGGGGUACGUGGCGCCGCAGCGGCAGCGGACGGGCGGGGCGUCGGGCGCCAUGAUCGCGCGGCAGAACGCGUUCCUGCGGGCGCUGGCGGACGCGAACCCGGCGGUCUUCGAGAUGCGCACGAGCACCCUGGAGGGCCCCCUGCACGAAGGGUUAUAUCUGCGGGCUCCCCCCUCCCCUACCUCGCCGUCUGCUUCUUCUUCUUCUUCUUCUUCUUCCUCCUCGGAAGACCCCCAGGACCCCCAAGCGCUGGAGGCGAAACUCCGAGCCCGUCUCGGCCGCGGCACCGGCGGCGGCGAGUUCGCGCACGUCCACGGCGAGGGGAGCGCUCACGUGACGCUUUCCCCGGGGGACGCCGCGACCGCGAUACGCGCCGGGUGGGCGGAGCGACACCAGAUGAGCGGCGUGGGGGGGCCUAAGCUGGCGAUGGUGCCGUGGGGGUAUGUGAUGGUGUAUGCGCCGCGCGAAGGGGAGGAAGGGGAGUGGCAGGCUUGGAAGGAUGUGGUGAUGGCGGGGGCGCGGUAUGUGGCGCAGGGGAGGGGGGUGGAGGUUGUGGUGCCUUCUUGAUGGGCUAUGUUCAGUUGAAUUAGAUUAUGUUUGGCUGGGCUGGGCUGGGUUUGGGUAUGAGACGGCAAAGGGAGAGGAAAUAGUGUCGCGUUAUUGAGAAAGAAAGGGCGCUAUCAUGGGAGUUUUUCCCUUGGAGUUGAACGGCAUAACUGAGUACUGGCCUGGUAAUUGAUACGCCAUAUUUAGGAGGGUUUUUCUUUUGGCAUUGGUGAAAAAAGGGGGAAGGGGUCAAUGAUACUUGUGUACUUAGGUACACAUUUUGUAUCGGGGAUAAUUAGAAGUAAUUAGUAUCAAUGAUUAUUCAUAUUGUUGCUAUAA
Messenger RNA from Hypoxylon fragiforme, 1201 nucleotides. RefSeq lists its product as uncharacterized. The coding region runs from base 368 to 883 and encodes 171 amino acids. The record is from RefSeq and is a predicted model, not a curated record. The transcript has a single exon. NCBI's taxonomy places the organism in Eukaryota, Fungi, Ascomycota, Sordariomycetes, Xylariales, Hypoxylaceae.